AUGGCAGCUUCCAGGUCGGACAUGGCAUUCGGAUGUUCCCACCGAACCCCGCCAACUUUCGUCCUAUUCGCUUUCCUCAAACCUACUGGCCAUGAUUCUUCCCUCAUGACCUCGCAACUCCCCACGAGCAACCUGCUCGUUCGCGUGAUAUCACAGAAAUUCCGACAGCUCCUAGGCCAGUCAACAGACACCUCAAACGACGAUAAGGUUGCAACCACCGGUGUCAACCAAGAUAACGCCGCCAUGGGGUCCUCCGAUGGGGCUUCGCCCUUCCUUCCCCCUCCUACACUCGACGUCAACCCCGCAAAGUUCGAGCAGGGCGACGAUUUCGUCCAAGGCAUAAUGGAUGAGAUCCUCACCGACGAGGCCGAGUAUGACCGGAGCUUUGACGAGUACACUGGGACUCGGCCAGCCUCCGUCGACCGAGAAGAUGAGCAAUCGGAGUCCGCCUCUGAGGGGAUCAACGUCGCGGCGGAGACAGAAGAACACUCCGAAAAGAUGCUCCCCUACUCAAGUCCUUGUCCUUCUUACAAGAGACACAAGCUGCAACAGGGUAAGGAAUCCAGCAACAGCAGUGAGAACGAGGACGAGAGUGACCAGGAUGCCGCGUCAAGUUCCGCAGAGUCGUCUUCAGAGGGAAGUUCUGAGCAUGUCGAUGAUGAAAAGGAGGAAGAGCGUCGGCGAGAAGAAUUCAUUCUUGAGCCUUUGAGCUUUACCCAGCGGGAGGAGUUUCUACACUUUAUCAAAAUCCACCCCUUCGUCUGGCAACGGCCUAUCCGGCGGACCGCACGGCGCCAGUUCCUGCGCGAUGUAUGCGAUAAAGCCUCGGAGAUUGGGUUGGACCAGGAAAGGAUCGCGCUACUUGAGAGACACGUCCGGAAGCUGUACCUAGAGAUCCGCAAAAUCGACGCUGAUCCUGAAGGCUCGGAGUUUGGUCCUGAGCUUGACGAUGAGUACGUGCCUACGGGACCGGCCAACACUCAGAAGAGGAAGUGGGACAGCGACAAGGAAUCGAGCUCGAAAUUCAGAAGGAUCAAGCGGGAGUUUUCCGAGGAAAUACCCCCUGGACGCUUGGCUUCUGACCAUGAUGUUGAUCGAGAAGUCGAUACUCUCAGUAUGGAAGAUUCGGCUAUCUCUGUCUCCGAAGGGGACUCCUCUCAGACAAAUCUUGAUCAUGCGAGACCGGACCUUGCGCAGGAGUCUUCUUUCGAGAAAGAAUCGGGUAGUGAUGAGGUUGCGAGUAAAGGCCCGGGUGUUGAGGAAGCCGCAGACGCAGUGAAAUCUGCACCUGAACCUCUCGAACAGUUUAAAUCGCCACAGAUGGCCUCAAGGCCCAAGAGCACCAGGACACCUCCACGCAGUCCCGAUGAUGCUAAGAAGGGCAGCUCUUCUACUUCCCGUAAACGCUCUUCACACAUGCCUUCCUCCCAUGCUACUCCCUCGGAGAAGAUUGUUGUUGUUCUUGACUCCAGCAGUUCCAAGUCAUCCAAUGCACCCGAUUCCGACUCAGUAUCGGGCACCACCUCAAAUGCAGACAAGAAGAAGUUGCAACGGGAAAAGAAAAGAAUGAAAAAGCGAAACCGGCGCCAGGCAAAAAAGGACAAAAAACGCCGCGACAGUCUUCCGAACGAAAACACGGCCUUGAGUGAAAGCCAACCGAAAAGUCAUGUUCCAAGCAAGAAAACCGGCGCGAAGGCAAAGAAGAACAGUGCCACUGACCACGGAAACACUGCUUUUGAUGACAACUAUUGGGACUUGACGGAUUUUUAA
Molecule: messenger RNA, 1770 nt
Organism: Aspergillus terreus NIH2624
Lineage: Eukaryota; Fungi; Ascomycota; Eurotiomycetes; Eurotiales; Aspergillaceae
Exons: 2
Coding region: 1-1770 (589 amino acids)
Source: RefSeq, a predicted model, not a curated record